UUGACACACACUGCACUGUUUCACUGUUUGUGCAGAGUUUCAUUCCGAUAUCUAGUAAAAUACCUAAAUUUUUCCUCAAGUUAUCGUUGUCAUAGAAUGACGGAGGGACAUCCGAAAAUCAACACUGCAUAUGUGAGACGUUCCGAGAGAAAUAGUAAAAAACAGAUGUAAGAUUACAUUCACAAAGGCUUCUAAAGAAUGUGUUCCUACGCCUAAAGCCGGUAUAAAAACUGUAGUAUAUAUACAUAGCAUUUAAUGGAAUGGAAUGUGAAUGUAAAUACUCAAGGAAUUGACCAAAAAUUGCUGCUUAUUUACUUGGCAACGGACAAUGUUUGUAAAGUAAACAAAAAUAACUUUUUAAGCGGAAACAAAGAAUUAGUUAAUCAUUUGGAUCAGCAAUGAAUACAACAAGCAGGACUGGCUUAGUGCCAGCUAAGAAGAGAAAUUUUAUUAAAAAAGAAAAGCGAAAUAAAUUCACUGAUGGCUUACCGCUCAAAUUUGAAGCUUCACCAAUGGUACUCUCACUACGACCACUGGGUGGACUGUUUAAUCCAUUUGCCAAAGGCUGUUCGGUACUCUGUAAUCAUCCGGCACCAACAGACUUGAAAAAUAUUAUAAACCAAAUGAAGACUACGCUGACAGUGGAUGGUAAAAGUGUACCGCUGCAGAAAGAUAAAAACAUUGUGACACCACUCCAUGACACUGAUAACAUACCAGAGGACCUUUUCCGACGUUACACGGACACUGACUCACGUCCGCUGACGCCAACACCGACAGUUACCAGUGUACACACUCGAAAUAGCACCAGUUCAUUCUUGAACAAUCGGCGCUGUAUAACACCAGAAUUGGGUAAAAAUGAGAUAAUCAAGAGGAAAAAGAUUAUAUUGGAUCUGCGUAGAACACACUCACAAGAAACGCUCUAUUGGAAACCCUCAUCGGAUAUGUCACAAAGCAACACCGACACCGGUGGAUUUAAGCCUAAAAGUGCCGGUGCCAAUGAGGAGCGCAAAAAUAAGCACUUACGCAACGAAGAACUGCGCCCUAAUACUUCCUUGGGUAAUGUACCAGUUGGUGAAGGCGUAAAAAAUGUGGAAGGAGUGGAAAUCAAGAAAGUACAAACUUGUAUUAACGAACAACAUAUAGACGAUGAGGACAUUCGUCGUGGCAAAAAGAGAAAGAAAUUAAAACCCACGACAACGACAACAACUACAUUUCAUCUCAGUGAAGAUCCAGAAACACAAGUUGCUGCACUCGGUCCGGACUCACUGAAUCCCAGUACGCGUCCAAGUCUUAUACCCAAUGCAGCGAGUUUGCUGCCGGGCAAAGAGAAACGUGAUAGUGAUCCCAUAUUUUUAAAAGGCAGUUUUCUAACAGACGAAGCUUUCCAAGCACUGAAAACGGAAUUGGAUAUCGAUCUUAUCGAAAAUACAUUCGAUAAAUAUCUGAACCGCGCUUUACGUGAGGCUUUUAAAUAUUUACCGGAAAAGAAAUCAAAGCCAAACAAGCGAGUUGUGGAAAAUCAAGAAAAUCCUUCAUUCACAUACACAGCCAAAUUGCCACGUAAGCUUUCUAGGUCAGCCACUAGAUUUGAUGUACCGUUAGAUCCGAAAUUGCUGGAAGAAAUGACCGUUUUAGACUACCUCAGCAAAUAUGUUUGGGUCUCCAACCAACGAAAGCAACUUUUCAAAAGAGUUUUCCUACAAUAUUUGCCAACUGAAGUAGUUGAACAUGAUGAUACAACAGACAAUAUGGCAAAGAAUGAUGGUAAUGCCGAUGACGACUCUUUGCCGGUACUAAACGAGUACGUUGAACGUAAAAUACCGCUAACAUGCUUUCCGAAAGCGUUAGAAGACGUUCUGGAAUUUUAUGGCACCGAGAAGAAUAUAGCGGAAAUAUUACGUUUAAUAGAUUAUGAGAAGGAAAAAUCCACUAAAGAAAUUGAUUUUCGUACAUGGUGUGGCGUUGUGUCAUUUGCCGAACGGUUGGCUCUGGAAAAUCCCAAUGGUGCGGACUCAUCUGAUGAGUUGGAAAAGGCGGACUUUGGUAGCUUAGAAGAGAGGUUACCACAUUUUGCCAUACCAGAAAACUUAUUGGAAGUCUUGAAAAUAAUUCGAUCAACACACAAUGUAUAACACAGAUGAGAACAAAAUGAUGUGAGUUUUCCAUUUAACAAUAAUCCAUGGUUUGGUAUCCAUGUCUGCAGAAAACCGUAUACAGUCUGUUAAGUAUGACCAAACAAGAAUCAAUAAUUUUUCCACCCGUUAAUUUAUUUUUAAAUCAAUAAUUUUAUUAAAUAUCAAAAUUCAAAUGGACCACGAGGAAUUUAUAGACUUUGUUUUCAUGCAAAAUAAAUUUGUA
Messenger RNA from Zeugodacus cucurbitae (melon fly), 2358 nucleotides. RefSeq lists its product as uncharacterized. NCBI's taxonomy places the organism in Eukaryota, Metazoa, Arthropoda, Insecta, Diptera, Tephritidae. The transcript has 7 exons. Bases 399 to 2132 code for a protein of 577 amino acids. The record is from RefSeq and is a predicted model, not a curated record.